GAUCUUAGAGCGAUUGAAAGUUAACAUGUGGUCUUGCCGUGGGAGUAAAAUUGCUGUAGGCAUUGCUGCUCUCCUGAUUUUGAUACCAUACUCAGGAGCAUUGCCCAAAUGUGAUCGCAAUGAUGAGGACUGUAGGGAUCGUUUAAUGCAUCCUGAAACGCCGGAACCAAGGGAGACCAUAAAACCCGUUUUGGAGGGUGAGGAAUCAAAUGAGUAUUGGAUUAACAUAGGCAAGGAUUUCAUAGCGAAAAAAUUGGCAACACCUUUCAAUGAGAAAAAGGCCAAGAAUGUGAUUAUGUUCUUGGGUGAUGGUAUGGGUUUGACCACUGUAGCUGCGGCGCGCAAUUUAUUGGGUGGCGAGGAGAAGCAACUGUCCUUCAACGACUUCCCCUAUACCGGUUUGUCCAAGACCUAUUCGGUGGAUAAAAUUGUAUCGGAUUCAGCAUGCACUGCUACAGCCUAUUUGUGUGGAGUCAAGGCCCAGGAGGGCACCAUAGGGCUUAACGGUGAUGUGGAAUAUGGCAGCUGCGAGAAGGGUAAGGAUCGCAAUACUUGGGUGUACUCCAUAGGCAAAUGGGCCCAAGAUGCUGGCAAAAGCACUGGUGUUGUGACCACCACUCGCAUAACUCAUGCCUCGCCCUCGGGUGUAUAUGCCCAUAUAGCCCAUCGUGAUUGGGAAAAUGAUGAGGAAAUCACCGAGGCCUGUGGCUCUGACUCUGGCCUAGAGGAUAUAGCCUAUCAACUUAUCAAUGGUGAGGUGGGUAGUAAAUUGGAUUUUGUUAUGGGUGGUGGCAAGAAACAUUUCAUCGAUUCCCAAUUGUAUGAGAAUGGCAAACGUGGCGAUGGCCUUGAUUUGAUACAACAAUUCAAAGACCAAGAAGGUUCCCGCAAUCUCUAUGUGGAGACUCGUGACGAGCUUAUGUCGGCCAAUUUGGCAAACUUUGAUCGUGUGUUUGGCCUAUAUCAGGAUGAUCAUAUGCUGUACCAUUUGGAAACCAACGAGUCCACCAAUCAACCCACUUUGGAAGAAAUGACACGCAAGGCCAUCGAAUUUUUGUCACGCAAUGAUGAAGGCUAUUUUAUAUUCAUUGAGGGUGGACGCAUUGAUUUGGCCCAUCAUCAGAAUUAUGCCCGCAUGGCCUUGGAUGAGACUGUGGAAUUUUCCAAAGCCAUAACCGCCGCCAAGGAGAUGACCAAUGAGGAGGAUACUCUAAUAGUGGUGACUGCGGAUCAUUCGCAUGCCUUUAGCUACAACGGAUAUCCGUAUCGCCACAGCGACAUCUUUGGCACUGCCCCGGCCAAUGGCAAUGACGGUAAACCCUCAAUGAGUGUUAGUUAUGCCAGUGGACCCAGUUAUGAGCGCUUCUUCAAUGUCGAGAAAGCAGAACGUGAGGACCCCACCUCCUUCAUCACCGGAGAUCGUUAUGAUCGUUUCCCCGCUGCUUGGCCUUUGGAGGAUGAAACCCAUGGCGGUGAAGAUGUGGGUGUAUAUGCUUCUGGUCCUUGGGCUCAUCUCUUUACAGGGGUAUAUGAGCAAAACACCAUCCCCCACCUGAUGGGCUAUGCCUCCUGUUUGGGAAGUGGCUUGCAAAUGUGCAAUCAAAAGAAAUAAUUGAAGUUAAGUUGCGAGUGGUAAUUUAAGUUGAAAGAAGCAGUAUUAAAAUACUUUAAAUUGAUUAUAAA
Molecule: messenger RNA, 1683 nt
Organism: Stomoxys calcitrans (stable fly)
Lineage: Eukaryota; Metazoa; Arthropoda; Insecta; Diptera; Muscidae
Gene: Alp5
Product: alkaline phosphatase
Exons: 2
Coding region: 26-1612 (528 amino acids)
Biological process (GO): dephosphorylation
Molecular function (GO): alkaline phosphatase activity
Source: RefSeq, a predicted model, not a curated record